Pipra filicauda (Wire-tailed manakin) is the source of this 3356-nucleotide messenger RNA. It is a transcript of the gene DSC1, whose product is annotated as desmocollin 1. The record is from RefSeq and is a predicted model, not a curated record. Gene Ontology annotation, molecular function: calcium ion binding. The coding region runs from base 219 to 2870 and encodes 883 amino acids. Lineage: Eukaryota; Metazoa; Chordata; Aves; Passeriformes; Pipridae. Gene Ontology annotation, biological process: homophilic cell-cell adhesion. Gene Ontology annotation, cellular component: plasma membrane; desmosome. The transcript is spliced from 16 exons.
CCGAAGGAGUAAUUAAAGUCGCCGCUGCCGCGCGCGGUCCCACCCUCCCCACCGGCCGGCUCCUCUGGCAGACGGGAGGGGACAGCAGAGACGGGCUGCCGCGGAGACACGCCGCCACCUCCGCCUCCACCUCCUCCGGCUCUUCGCACUCGCUCCCUCGCCCGCCGUAGCAACACCGACGGCGGCGGAUCCCCCUUUCCCGCGCAGCCCCGCGCACCAUGGCCCCCGCAGCCCCCCGCCUCGUCCUCGGCCUCCUGGUACUGAGUUUGUGCUGUGAAGCUUGCAAGAAAGUAAUUUUUCAUGUUCCUUCUGAACUAGAGGCUGACACAUUAGUUGGCAGAGUUGAUUUGAAAGAAUGCCUUCAGUCUGCAGAGUUUAUCAGUACCACUGAUGGGAACUUCAAGAUUCUAGAGGAUGGUUCUGUGUACACAACAUCUGCUCUUUCUUUGUCUGCUGAGAAAAAAACUUUUACCAUAUUACUUAAAGACAUUCAAGAACAAGUUGAAAAGAAAAUACAUGUUAGCUUAGUGGAAGAAGAAAAGAAGACCCAGACACAGAAGACCAGGCAUGCUAGAGAUACAGUUCUCAAGCGAACCAAAAGAAGGUGGGGCCCUAUUCCAUCCGUUAUGAUAGAGAACUCACUGGGACCUUUUCCUCUACAAAUUCAACAGGUCCAGUCAGACACAGCUCAGAACUACACAAUUUAUUAUUCUGCAAGUGGACCAGGAAUUGAUCAAGAUCCAAAGGGUUUAUUUUACAUAGAAAGAGAAACUGGAAAUAUCUUUGCUACUCGUGCAGUAGACCGGGAACAAUAUCCAAGCUUUCAGAUCAUUUGCUUUGCAACCACUCCAGAUGGUUAUUCACCAGAAGUACCACUUGUGCAUACAAUCAGGAUAGAAGAUGAUAAUGAUAAUGCUCCAUAUUUUACACGAGAUCUGUUUGAGUUUUGUGUCCCUGAAAAUUCCAAGCCUGGUGUUGUUGUUGGACAAGUGACUGCAGAGGACAGAGAUGAGCCUUAUACUCUGCAUACUACAUUGAAAUACCGCAUUGUGUCACAAAAUCCACCAAUUACUCCAGCAUUUUCUUUACAUGGUGACACCGGUGUCAUUUCUGUAUUGCUGCCGCAGCUGGACAGAGAGCUUGUUCCCAGUUACACUUUGUUAGUUGAAGUGAGAGAUAUGGCAGGUCAACCUUUUGGUUUGUGCACUACAGGAACAGUGGUUGUAAAAAUCGAAGAUACGAAUGACAAUGCACCAUCCUUUAAACAGAUACAAUAUGAAACGCGAGUGGAGGAAAACAGAGUGAGUGUAGAAAUACUGAGAGUCUCUGUUGUUGAUCUUGAUGAACCUGGUUCGCCUGGCUCAGGAGCAGUGUAUGAAAUUAUAAGAGGAAAUGACGAUCAGGCCUUUGAAAUUACAACAGACAAAAACACAAACGAAGGAAUACUAUGUGUUGUCAAGGGACUGGACUAUGAAAGUGCCAAGCAAAGGGUCCUUGUCAUUGGAGUCAACAAUGAGGCACCCUAUCUGCUGGCACCACAUUCACAACAACUUUCCCAGAGCACCUGCUCUGUUACAGUGCACGUCCUGGAUGUGGAUGAGGGACCAGUGUUUAAACCAUGUCUGUUGCGCUUAGAUGUUAAAGAAUGUGAAGAUAUUGGGACGGCUAUUGGGAGAUAUGUAGCAGAAGAUCCAGAAACUGGAAAUAGUGAAGGCAUAAGGUACCGGAUACCACCUGGACAAUGUAAUUGGAUCAACAUUGAUGACAAAUCGGGUGAAGUCAGAACUGUUAAAGUCUUGGACCGAGAUGUAGGAGAAAUGAGACGAGGCCAAUGCAAUAUCACAGUCCUUGCAAUAGACAGAAAUGGUAAAACAGGCACUGGAACAAUUCAGGUUUGCAUCGUGCCUGGGAACAAGAAUUUCCCGCGAAUCGCUCAAACAGACUAUAUAAUGUGCAGAGACAGAGAACCAAUCUGCCUUACUGCACAGGAUGAUGAUGAGGCUCCUUACAGCACGCCCUUUGUGUAUCGCAUAACUGACCGUAACUUGGCUUCCAUGUGGAAGAUAAAUGCACAAAACGAUAAUUGUGCAUAUCUUUCACCAAAGGGUGAUAUUCCAUUUGGAAUUUAUGAUAUUCCUGUAAGUGUGAUGGAUAACGGAGGAAAGGUAGGAGAGUCCACUGUAAGAGUUAACUUCUGUGAUUGUGUUACCCCAACCGAAUGCGAUGGCAGGAGCCGUCAGCUUCCUGGUGGAAAUGUUACUCUUGGUCUCUGGGCCAUCCUUGCAAUGAUCUUAGGAUCGCUGUUAUUGCUGCUAAUCCUGAUCACAAUUUGUGGCUGCUGUGGCCGUGGAGUAAUGCACAGACAGGUGACUGAUGAUUGUGCCAAUCACAAUUUAAUCAUUUCAAACACAGAAGCUCCAGGUGAAGAAGUGAUGGAUCACAAUAUAAUUCCUCUACAAAAUACAUGUGAUCAAGGAGGGUAUGGAGUGAAAACAGGAGAUCAGCAAACAUUUGAAGUGGUAAAAGGAAGAGGGCAUACCUUGGAAUCAGUCAAGGGAGGUGGACACCAGACUUUGGGAUCAGUUAAAGAAGGAGGAGGACAGACUAUGAUGGACACAUGUAGAUACUCCUACUCAGAAUGGCAUAAUUUCACACAUCCUCGUUUAGGCGAAAAGGUGCACCUAUGCAGACAGGAUGAAGAACAGAAGCAUUCUGAAGAUUAUCUCCUUUCAUAUAACUAUGAAGGAAAAGGAUCCUUGGCUGGCUCUGUAGGCUGCUGCAGUGAUCAGCAUGAGGAAGAGGCACUUGACUUCUUAGAUCAGUUGGAACCCAAGUUUAGGACAUUAGCAGAAACAUGCAUAAAAAGAUAAAUGUGCCUUUCACAGUGCUGAAAAAACCCUGUAAAUAAGUGGCUGUCGUACUUUUGUGACAUUAGGUAUUUUUGAAUUGACGGGGGAAGAGGUUUAUAAAAAUUUAUAUAGACUGGUGAGAGUGUAAGUAACUCUUGCUUUAAAUUUACAUUUUCUUAUACAGGACACAUUCCAUCAAAAUAAGAGACUCAGAAUAUUUUGCCUUUAGGUUAAUAUAGUAAUGCUAGUUCCUACUUAGAUUACAUUUUGCAUUCUUUGUGAUUACUUAAAAUGCAAAACUUGGUGUUCUUUUAAUUAAUUGUUCAGCUUCAAAGUUUUACUAUAUUUGGCUUUGGAGAAGGAAAGCUUUUUAACUCACUGUUUCUUUGUUUUCUUUUAAUUUUAUAGAAAUGAAACAAGAACUUUGUUGGUGGAUAUCAAAUUCCUUGUUAAUUUUUAACUUAUAUGAACUGAGAUACAAAAUAUUUUUUCAUUUUGGACAUAAGA